Salvia splendens (bonfire salvia) is the source of this 1878-nucleotide messenger RNA. RefSeq names its product putative E3 ubiquitin-protein ligase RING1a. The record is from RefSeq and is a predicted model, not a curated record. Lineage: Eukaryota; Viridiplantae; Streptophyta; Magnoliopsida; Lamiales; Lamiaceae. Bases 228 to 1556 code for a protein of 442 amino acids. The transcript has 10 exons.
GGGCUGGGCUCUAGCAACCUUUACAAAAAUUGCAAGGAACCGGAUAGGAGCGAACCGAAGGCGAAGAACCCCAAUUCUCGCAGUUAGAACACAAUGCUCUUCGCAUACAUAUAAACUUAUGCAUUCUAUUUCUACAAAGAAGAACGAAUCUACACUCAAAUUGCCUCCCUCUUUUCAUUGACUUCGCCUCCAUCCAUCACCCCCGCCGCCGUCACCUCGCCGACCUAAUGCCAGCGCAGAAGCGGCCGCGCGACAGCAGCACUCCUCCGCCGUCGCCGCCCGAUGCAGAAAAAGGCGACGAUUCGCCGCUAGGCAGCGAGAAUCACAGCCCUGAACAGCCUCAAGACGCCUCAGAUUCCGACUGCAGCUCCGACUCCAGCGGCGGAGAGAAAGACGAAUUUAUUGUAGUGAAACUGGCUGAAGUGCGAAAGGAAGUCCAGUGUCCAAUAUGUUUAGGCAUCAUUAGGAAGACAAGAACAGUCAUGGAAUGCUUGCAUCGCUUUUGCAGAGAGUGCAUCGACAAAUCCAUGCGACUUGGCAACAACGAAUGUCCUGCUUGCCGCACUCAUUGUGCUAGUCGACGUUCUCUAAGAGAUGAUCCGAAUUAUGAUGCCCUGAUCGCCGCUCUCUAUCCAGACAUCGAUAAGUACGAGGAAGAGCAGGAACUGGCUUUCCAUGAAGAGGAGAGAGCUCUCAAUAAGCAGAUCCAAGCUUCUAUUGCCCAGACUUUCCGUCGUCAAGCUGAAGCUCUGGGAAAGAAACGAACAACAAGAGCUACAUCCGCAACAUUUGUCAGGAGGCAGGGCAAUCAUCGAAAUUUGCGAGGACGGAGAAACCGUGCUGCUGAACGCCACGGAUCUGAUGAAGAGGAAGGUAUUAAUGGACAUGAUGAGAGUAAAGACUCAUCCUCAACUGACGAGCACUCUGAACCCAAAACGAAAAGAUACAAGAGAUGGGGAGGAGCUCGGAGAUCACAGCCAUCACCUGAGGGUAGUGGAGAUGAUGCUGAUGAUUCAGAAGCAACCAGGGGAAUACUUGGUGCAUCUUCUACACCUCAUGGCAGUACAGAACUUAUUGCCUGGGGAAGAGGCCGCAAUCGCAGUAACACCUGGCAUGGUGGCCUGAAUUGGACAAAUGGUAGGAUUACUAGGGGUCACCGGUUGUCAAAGCUGACUAAUCGUCUCAAAUCUUUGCAUGAAAGCGAUGAAAUGUUGAAAAUUAGUGUCAUGAUUGUCUCAUUGCACGAAGAGAAGAUAACCAACUUGAAGCGACCGUACCUCUGCUGCAGCCCCACAUCGUCAGUGAGACACUUAUGCCAGUAUGUCGCUAUGCAGACAUCCAUGGAAGCCAGUGAGAUUGAGAUGCUAAUAAUAAAAGAUUUUCAUCCGGUGAACAACUCGCUAAUUCUCCCGAAAGAAUCUGGUGCCUUAGAUCCCAACCAGAAUGAGCUGCAUUUGCUGGAUGAGCAGCAAACGUUGGAGGAAAUUAAUGCCAGGUUUACUCAGCACCAUCUGGUUUUUGCAUACCGGCCAAAGGUGAAACACGAAGGGAAGUGAUGGUAACUUAAGUCGGUCUUCCUGUGCCGGAACAAUGCAGGAAGCAGGAAGUAAGUUUCCUGCAGUUUUUCUAAUUAUAUACAUGUAUAUUCAUUCCUGUUCAGCUCAAGUGGUUUUACAAGUAAAGAGAGUUACCAUAUAGAAGCAAUCAGAGCAACUAGAUUCUAGAGAGACUAUGGUGAUAUAGUUGCGCAUAUAUAAUAUAUGCAUGCCAUACAACGUGAGUUAUAUUUAUGAAUGGUCUUUUUGUAUGCGAAGAAACAUCCUUUUUUCAAAUGGAGCCUCUCACAACAGUAAUUAAACUUGAUCUGUUUUUCUAUCA